Messenger RNA from Daldinia vernicosa, 2030 nucleotides. Its product is annotated as Nop domain-containing protein. The record is from RefSeq and is a predicted model, not a curated record. The coding region runs from base 78 to 1589 and encodes 503 amino acids. Lineage: Eukaryota; Fungi; Ascomycota; Sordariomycetes; Xylariales; Hypoxylaceae. Gene Ontology annotation, cellular component: box C/D methylation guide snoRNP complex; small-subunit processome. The transcript has 3 exons. Gene Ontology annotation, molecular function: snoRNA binding.
UUUUCAUCCCAUCACACACGCCUAACACGACAAUCUUGUAUGCGCAAAUCCACGCAAGGAUUUAUUCAACAGGCAAGAUGACGCGAGUAGACUUUCUGCUGCAUGAAUCCGCUGUCGGAUAUGCUAUCUUUAAGGUUGUCCACCAGCAGGACACUGUUGGUCUGCACCUGAAAGAGGUCCAGAAGGCUGGUCAGGACCUCUCCAAGUUUGGCAAGAUGGUGCAAUUGGUCAACUUUGCGCCUUGGAGAAAUGCCGCCGACGCGCUCGAGAAUAUUAAUCUUAUUUCGGAGGGUAUACUCCCCGAUUAUCUCCAGUCCAAUCUCGAAUUGAACCUGCCCCAAUCGAAGAAGAGCAAGAUAAUCCUUGGUGUCGCCGAUAAAAACUUGGCUGGUUCCAUCAAGGCUGCUUUCCCCGGUGUUGAGUGCGAGACUGGCGAUACGUCUGAGGUCGUUGCCGACCUCUUAAGAGGCAUCCGUCUUCACGCAGCUAAGUUGCUAAAGGGUCUCCAAGAGGGAGAUGUAGAGAGAGCCCAGCUGGGUCUUGGCCACGCCUACUCGCGUGGAAAGGUUAAGUUCAACGUUCACAAGAAUGACAACCACAUCAUCAGAGCCAUUGCCACCCUAGACAAUCUCGACAAGGGUAUCAAUCUAUUCUCUCAAAAAGUACGAGAGUGGUACGGCUGGCAUUUCCCUGAGCUCUUUAACGUCGUCUCCGACAACUUGACCUAUUCACGCUUGGCUCUUUUCAUUGGCGACAAAUCUACCCUGUCAGAGGACAAGCUUCACGAGAUUGCCGCUCUGGUCAACGAUGACGAAGAGAAGGCGCAGGAGAUCCUUUCCAAGGCUAAGAUAUCCAUGGGGCGAGAGCUGUCAGAAGUUGAUAUGAAUAACAUCUCCACCUUCGCCGGCAAGGUAGUUAAACUUGCCGAGUACCGAAGAACGCUCUACAGCUAUUUGGUCGAUAAGAUGAGCACGGUUGCGCCUAAUCUGGCUGCGCUCAUCGGCGAAGUCGUUGCUGCUCGUCUCAUUCAAAAGGCUGGUUCUCUGACAAACUUGUCCAAGUAUCCGGCCUCUACGCUUCAGAUUCUUGGUGCAGAGAAGGCUUUGUUCCGUGCCUUGAAAACGAAGGGCAACACUCCUAAGUUUGGUCUCAUAUACCACAGCACGUAUAUUGGCCGAGCAAGUCAAAAGGACAAGGGACGCAUUUCGCGAUAUCUUGCAAACAAGUGCAGUAUCGCCAGUCGAAUCGACAACUUUGCUGAGCAGCCGUCAAAGAAGUUUGGAGAUGCGUUAAGAAGACAAGUUGAAGACCGCUUGGAAUUCUAUGCAACUGGCAAAAAGCCGACCAAGAACGCAGAUGCGAUGAACCAAGCAAUGGCCGAUAUCCUCGCCGAUGGUCAGAGUCUGGCCAUCGACACGGAGAUGAUCGAUGCCCACCCCCAAGCCAACGCUGCUACGCCUAAGAAAGAAAAGAAAUCCAAGGACAAGAAGGAAAAGAAGCGCAAGCAUAGUGACGUAAACGGCUUGGUGGAAGUGGAGGCAGACGGAGACAAGAAGAAGAAAAAGAAGAAGAAGCAUGCGGACGCGUAAGAAUAUGUGCCGUCCCGCAGACAUUGAAAAGAUACACGGUUGAACCAGGCAUCGGUUGGGCGUUCCGGAUUUGCAGGUGUUUCUCUAGGCGUGGUUGUGUAUAGGGUAGGUUCAUACCCAUCGUUAUUCUGCUGGUUUUAGUGGAACUUGGUGUCUAUGAAUCAACGAGUCGAGGGGGAAUAUAGUUUGUUUCUACUGUUCAUGUUUAUGCUACUGGCUGCUAUGAUUUGUUACUCGUAACUUGAGGUACCUUUAGAUACUUGUGCAUAUGUUUUAUCAAUAUGAGCCGGUGAUUUGGAAAUAAGAUAUUUUCACACGAGAUUGUUGUAUGAUGUCCUCGCUGGUCAUAUUUUCUCUCUUGUUACCCUUCCUGUCCCAUUUCCUCCCGCCAGAAUUGGACAGGUUCAAUAGUCUCAGAUUGGCCCAGAAUUUGAUCAUCAC